UGAUAAUACUGAAAUUCCAAAAAUUGAUUGGGAACAAGUGGUCGACGAGAUAGUCAAUAAAAUUGUGAAGUCGCAGGCGGUCGAAACCUUAACUACUAUUAGACAGAAGAUCUACGAACUUCAGAGCCACUGCAUUCCGCCGUCGCUCGUUCUAAAG
Cetraspora pellucida is the source of this 157-nucleotide messenger RNA. The record is from the annotation of a GenBank genome assembly. Lineage: Eukaryota; Fungi; Glomeromycota; Glomeromycetes; Diversisporales; Gigasporaceae.